AGGUCUUCUCAUCUUUCCCCUAGGGAUCCUUCUAUCUACCCGGAGCUGAGACAUGCGGGACUACGACGAGGUGACAGCCUUCCUGGGAGAGUGGGGACCCUUUCAGCGCCUCAUCUUCUUCCUGCUCAGCGCCAGCAUCAUUCCCAAUGGCUUCAAUAGCAUGUCUAUAGUGUUUCUGGCAGGGAUCCCCGAGCACCACUGCCGGGUGCCAGACUCGGCAAACCUGAGCAGCGAGUGGCGCAACCACAGUAUUCCAAUGCAAAUGCAGAACGGCCAAGAGGUGCCCAGAAAGUGCCGGCGCUACCAGCUCGUGGCGUUGACCAAUUUCUCGGCCAUGGGGCUGGUGCCCGGGAGAGACGUGAAUUUGAGUCAGGUGGAGCUGGAGCCCUGUCUGGACGGCUGGGAGUACAGCCAGGACACGUACCUAUCCACCAUCAUCACUGAGUGGAAUAUAGUGUGUGAUGAAGACUGGAAACCACCACUAACAACCUCAUUAUUCUUCCUGGGUGUGUUGAUGGGAUCCUUCAUAUCAGGACAACUUUCAGACAGGUUCGGCAGGAAGAACAUCCUCUUUGGGACAAUGGCUGUGCAGACAGGCUUCAGUUUCCUACAGAUCUUCUCCAUCAACUGGGAGAUGUUCACUGUGCUUUUUGUCAUCGUGGGCAUGGGCCAGAUCUCCAACUAUGUAGUGGCCUUCAUACUAGGAACAGAGAUACUUGGCAAAUCAGUUCGUAUUAUAUUCUCUACAUUAGGAGUUUGCAUAUUUUUUGCAAUUGGCUACAUGUUGCUGCCACUGUUUGCUUACUUCAUCAGAGACUGGCGGAUGUUGCUACUGGCUCUGACCGUGCCUGGGGUGCUGUGUGUCCCGCUGUGGUGGGUUAUUCCUGAAUCCCCACGAUGGCUGUUAUCUCAAGGGAGAAUCGGAGAGGCAGAAGAUAUCAUACAAAAGGCUGCAAAAAUGAAUAAUGUGACAGCGCCAGUCAUAGUAUUUGAUCCUUUGGAGCUCCAGGAGCUAACAUCCCCGAAACAGCAAAAAGUAUUCAUCUUGGACCUAUUCAGAACUCGUCAUAUUGCCAUAAUCACCAUCAUGUCUCUGAUGCUGUGGAUGCUAGUGUCAGUAGGUUACUUUGGUCUUUCUCUCAACACUCCUAAUUUGCAUGGAGAUGUCUAUCUGAAUUGUUUCCUGUCUGCUGCCAUUGAAGUUCCUGCCUAUGUGAUAGCUUGGCUUCUGCUCCGAAAACUUCCCCGACGAUAUACCAUUGCCGGGACGCUAUUCCUGGGUGGAGGGGUUCUCCUUUUCAUUCAACUGGUACCCAUUGAAUACCAUUUCCUGUCCAUUGCCCUAGUGAUGCUAGGAAAGUUUGGAAUCACCUCUGCAUUCUCAAUGCUGUAUGUCUUCACAGCUGAACUCUACCCAACCCUUGUCAGAAACAUGGCUGUGGGCGCCACUUCCAUGUCCUCCAGAGUGGGUAGUAUCAUUGCUCCUUACUUCGUUUAUCUUGGUGCUUAUGACCAAAUCCUACCCUACAUUCUUAUGGGCAGCCUAACUGUGCUUAUCGGAAUCGUUACCCUGCUUUUCCCAGAAAGCUUUGGAAUGGCACUACCAGAAACCUUUGAACAAAUGCAGAAGAUAAAAGGUUUCAGAUCCAGGACAAAAUCAAGGAACUCCACUGGGAGAGAGGAAAAUCCCAAAGUUAUCAUAACUGCAUUCUGACCAACUUCUGUUGCAUUUGGAAAAGGAGAUCUCUGAGACAGAGGAGAAACCAGAGCAUAUCCUACCAGAAAGAACUAAUUGAUGGAAAACAUAAAAAGGACACCAUUAUUAUUAUUACCUUUGCUAUUUCAUGAACUAGGGUUCUGUUAUUUUUUGAAACCUUGUCUUCUCACCCAUAAUCAAAAUAUGUUUUCAUAGAGUUCUCAACUGCAAUGGUUUCCUUUAUGUCUAUGAAGGAGGUCCACAAUGCUUUUUGAGGACCUGACAGUCAAGAAGUGAAAUGCUCAGGAUGUCUCAUUUAUUCUUAGACAUGCAAAUACCACCCACAUCCGAAAUGUUGUAUAUUUCUAUCUCAGAAGGCAAGAGUGCAGCUUUGGGUACUGGAAAAUGUUUGUGUUUUUUUUUUAAUUGGAGUAUACUUCAAAUGUGGUCAUUUCUGAAACAAAACUAUCUGGCAUUCCCUACAAACCCUCAAUA
Molecule: messenger RNA, 2191 nt
Organism: Gracilinanus agilis (Agile Gracile Mouse Opossum)
Lineage: Eukaryota; Metazoa; Chordata; Mammalia; Didelphimorphia; Didelphidae
Gene: SLC22A4
Product: solute carrier family 22 member 4
Exons: 10
Coding region: 53-1714 (553 amino acids)
Biological process (GO): transmembrane transport; carnitine transport
Cellular component (GO): membrane
Molecular function (GO): ATP binding; transmembrane transporter activity
Source: RefSeq, a predicted model, not a curated record